Messenger RNA from Adineta steineri, 759 nucleotides. NCBI's taxonomy places the organism in Eukaryota, Metazoa, Rotifera, Eurotatoria, Adinetida, Adinetidae. The record is from the annotation of a GenBank genome assembly.
AUGCUCUGCCUGACUGAAGCAAGUGCAGGUCUUCAUUUCCAACUUCAACAACGACCACUUCAACCUCGACAACAAGUGUCACUACCAGCACCACUUCAACCUCGUCGACUAGUACUACAUCAUCCACGAGUUCAACAUCAAAGACAACGUCGACGACAAGUACUUCAACCUCAACAUCAACGACAACAACGACAACAGGUAAGUUUUCGAACGUAUGAUUAUUCUUUUAUAUCAAAUGUCAUUUUACUCUCAAUAGCACCAACGUGCGGCACUACUCCUGCCAAUCCGCCAGGACAAAUUUUGAAUUUGGCCGCUAAGAAUGCAGAGACCACGUAUACACGUUACAAUUAUAGUUUCUGGGCAAAUCAUUCUUCAGCAACUCUAUCAUUUAUAAUAACGGGUGAGGGUGGAGGAGGUGCUGUUCACUACUGGUUAUUAGACGAAAUAUCUGUAAAUCAUACAAAUGCAAACGCAGAUGUUCUUAUUAAUGGUGAUUUUGAAACAGGAAAUUUUAGUGGCUGGACACAGUAUUGUAACAUGGAUCCCAAUUGUAAAGAUAAAACAACUGGUAAUUAUGCGCAUACUGUAACAAAUCCAUGUUAUGCAGGAGCAUACUGCGUUUACGAUUCAUGUAAAAAUACUGACUAUUUGGAACAAUUGUUUUCUACUGUUGCUGGAGAUUACUAUAUAAUAUCAUAUUAUCUCAGGAUCGAACCUGAUGCAGGAGGGCCUUUGCAAAUGUAUGUUACAUUAACUUAA